AUGGGCACUACAACCCGACACAGUAAGUUCUUUACGGAUUUUAAUUAUUCAUUUGUCAACAGGUUAACAGUUUUUGCAAAAAUUGUAUAAAAUUUUUGCCAAAUCAAAUGAUUUUCGGAUGUUUUAUGCCCCAGUAGAUGCCGAAUACUGUUUUUUGAUAUACAUAAAUACAGUAAAAAGGGGCACUUCAAAAUCUAAACUGUUGACGAGUUAAAGUUAAAAUUUGGUAUGCUGGGAAUCUUGUCAUCAUUAACUAUUUUUAGCCACAACCGCAUUCACAACAUCAUCAAUCUCGACGACAUUCGCUACAACACGCACUGGUUCAACGUCAUCAACAAGAAGAAGUUCAACGAUUUCGGGCACAUCUACUUCCCGAAGCACCGGAACAACUUCAUGUAAUACAGGAACAAGUCGAGGCACCACAAGAGCGACCACUUCGGUAAGAAAAACUUAACAUCAGCGUUCGUUAUUGGCCACGGUUUCCAUGGCUUUUACUGUUCAUAGGGGCACGCGCAUAGGCGGCGCAAACGAUGUAUAUAUUAGUGUGUAAAAACUCUCAUAUAUCUCAUACAAACAUAAAAUUUCAGGGAGGUCAAUGCAUUCUUUUCGACAUCGAUAAGAGCAGGGAGACGUUCUUCCCGACCGCUACGAAGACAGUCUACAGCCCUGGAGAGUCGGUUCAAGUCUUCUGUUUGUAUGGGCGGGUCCAUUCCAACGGAAAAACUAUCAUGCAGUUUAAUUGCACCUCCUCCGGCUGGGAUUCGACUGCCAGUGUGCUGACUUGCGCUGGUAAAUAUUGCUUUAAAAAUCUCAAAACUUUUUCUCGCUCGACGCAAAAUUAAUAUCAUUUCAGACACCGCCAGCGGAGCUGGAACCGCUGUAACGAAUCAAAAUUCCCAUGGCGCUACAGUGAGUAUUGGGACUGCGCCUCCCGGCUGUACCGGCGAUUGUAUCUUAUUUGAUAUCGACCCAAAUAUUGAGACCUAUUAUCCGAAACCGACCAAGUACUUGUUCUCGCCCGGAGAACAAGUGAUGGUAGCUUGUUUGUAUGGAAAUGUGCAUCGGAAUGGAAAAACAUUGGCCAAUUAUACCUGCGAAAGUGGAGGAAGUUGGGACCGAACUCCUGCGACUUAUGGAUGCUCGGGUAAAAUACGGACGAUAAUUCUUGUACAAUGAGUAAAAGAACGGCUAAACUAAUAAGAGAAAACCCACAAAUUUACUUUAAAUUUUUCAUAUUCUACCUAGGUCGUAUCAAUUUCGAAAUUUUUUAGCUCAUACAAAAUCUGAGCGCGUAUAUUUUGAGGAAUUCACUCUGCAAAAUUCUUGCCCAAGAAAUAUCUCAUCAUUUAAAAAAAUCUGGUUCUUUCCGAUUACAGAGGCCCCAAAGUCACUGAAAAAGUAAAAAAUUAAAAUUCAUAAUCAAAUUUCUUUCAGGUUCAAAUCUCGUAUCGGCAUCCACCUCCGCUUCGGCCACUUGCCCAGCACUCAGUGUAAACCUGACAAACUCACUAUACCCCGCCUCAAACGACACAGCGUUAUCCUCUCGUUCGGCAGCAGGCGCCAUUGUUGUGCAUGUUUGCAACUCUGGCUUCGUAUUUAGUGGGACUUCAUCGCCCAUUCAGAUAUAUUUAUGCCAAGAUGACGGCUCGUGGACGUCGACCCAAACGACGGAUAAUUGCGUCGCCGACUAA
Molecule: messenger RNA, 1691 nt
Organism: Bursaphelenchus xylophilus (pine wood nematode)
Lineage: Eukaryota; Metazoa; Nematoda; Chromadorea; Rhabditida; Aphelenchoididae
Source: the annotation of a GenBank genome assembly